Molecule: messenger RNA, 5122 nt
Organism: Thamnophis elegans (Western terrestrial garter snake)
Lineage: Eukaryota; Metazoa; Chordata; Lepidosauria; Squamata; Natricidae
Gene: SH3KBP1
Product: SH3 domain containing kinase binding protein 1
Exons: 19
Coding region: 357-2408 (683 amino acids)
Molecular function (GO): protein binding
Source: RefSeq, a predicted model, not a curated record
GUUGCUUCCCUCUCGCAGUUUAAGGUGCGAUCCGUUUUCCCCCUCUUCCUUUACGUUUCUCGCUAGCGCGUCAGGUGCUUUGUUGUCGUCCCCUUUUCUUUUUUCUGUCGAGAAACAAUUCCCCCAUUCUUCUUUUCUUCGGAGGGCGGGAGAAUUUCAGAGCAGGAAAUAAAAUGCAACAGUGCUGCUGCUGUUGCAAUGGGCACUGACUAGUCGAAAGGAAGCGAAGACGUUGCUCUUUCUGCCAUCGGAGAAAAGAAGCUUCCUGUAAUUCAACCGCAUCGGCUCGGUUGCCUUUCACCGCCUCAUAAACCUCUAACUUUCACCCUGUCUGGCGGAAUCCAAACUCGACAUAAAUGGUGGAAGCGAUAGUGGAGUUUGACUACAAAGCUCAACAUGAUGAUGAGCUGACAAUCACUGUAGGUGACAUCAUCACCAACAUCAGAAAAGAAGAUGGAGGUUGGUGGGAAGGACAGCUCAAAGGCAGAAGAGGUUUGUUCCCUGACAACUUUGUAAGAGAAAUAAAAAAAGAUGUGAAGAAAGAAAGUUUUGCCAGCAAAGCAUCAGAACUGUCUAUGCAUGAAGUUUCUAAUGGAAGUUCUUUACUAUUGUCUGAGACAAUUAUUAGAACCUCCAAAAAAGGUGAACGAAAUAGACGGCGACGAUGUCAAGUGGCUUUCAGUUAUAUGCCUCAAAAUGAAGAUGAACUGGAGUUGAAAGUUGGAGAUAUCAUUGACGUAGUGGGAGAAGUAGAAGAAGGUUGGUGGGAAGGAGUGCUAAAUGGAAAGACUGGCAUGUUCCCUUCUAAUUUCAUAAAGGAGCUUUCUGAUUCUGAUGAUACUAGAAUUGUCUAUGAAGAGCACCUGAUAAAACCGAGAAAGUCUGCCUUUGAAGGGUCAAUUCUGUAUAAAGUGGGACCGACAAAGAUUGAGAGCUACAGACGCUAUAACAGUUUAAGGGAUACUACAGGCUCAGAAAGUGAUGGUGGUGACUCAAGUAGCACAAAAUCAGAAGGAGCCAAUGGAGCAGCAACCAUCCAACCCAAGAAAAUCAAGGGAAUUGGAUUUGGUGACAUUUUCAAGGACAAACCCAUAAAGCUACGUCCAAGGUCAAUAGAAGUAGAUAAUGAUUUUCUGCCAGUUGAAAAGACAGUUGGAAAAAGAAUGCCCACAGCUACAACAGUCCAGGAGGCAAGAAAAAAUGAACUGGAUAGCAGAACAAAGAUGAAGGAGUAUUGCAAAGUUAUAUUUCCUUAUGAAGCACAGAAUGAAGAUGAAUUGACAAUUAAAGAAGGUGAUAUUGUUACUCUUGUCAAUAAGGAUUGCAUUGAUGCUGGCUGGUGGGAAGGAGAACUUAAUUGUAAAAGAGGAGUAUUCCCUGAUAACUUUGUAAAACUAUUACUUCCUGAUUUUGAAAAAGAGAGACCUAAAAAGCCUCCACCUCCUUCAGCUCCUUUCAAACAAGGAUCAGCUACUACAGAUAGAAAGCAUGAAAUUAAAAAGGUUCCUCCUGAGAGGCCAGAAUGCCUUCCUCAUCGAACAGAAGAAAAAGAAAGACCAGAGAGAGAACAAAAAGCAUUAGAUUUACAGAAGCCUUCUGUUCCUGCUAUACCACCCAAGAAACCUCGACCACCAAAAACAAACUCUUUGAACAGACCUGGUACGUUGCCACCAAGAAGACCAGAAAGACCAGUUGUGCCUCUGAUUCAAACAAGGAAUGAAAUUCCAAAAGUAGAUUUGGUGAGCUGUUCUUUGUCCGGCACCUUAGAAAAGGAAUCCACUGAAAGAAGCAAUGACAUCGAUUUGGAAGGGUUUGAUUCCAUAGUACCAGUUGCAGAGAAGCUCAGCCAUCCAACUACUACAAGACCAAAAGCUACUGGCAGAAGACCUCCGUCACAGUCAUUCACAUCUUCUUCACUUUCUAGUCCUGACUUUUUUGAUUCACCAAGUCCUGAAGAUGAGAAAGAAGAACAAGUUUCCAUAUCACAUAAAGUAGUUGAGCCAUUAAAGAAAGCAAAGACUGUUACAAUUUCACUUGUGUCUGAUAACAAAGUCUCUCUGCCUACAAAGCCAGGAAGUUUAACAAGUGGAAGUGCUUUAUCAUCAUCCUUAUCUUCUUCAUCUAUACUUCAUCCAACUUCAGUAGGAACCACAGGUCACAGAUCAAAUUCCCCUUCUUUGUUUACUACUGAAGGAAAGCUAAAGACUGAUCAUUCAAGCCAAGGUGAAACAGUUUUGGAAGAACUAAGGUCACAAGUUAAAGAGCUACGCACUAUCAUUGAAACAAUGAAAGACCAGCAGAAAAAAGAAAUUAAGCAAUUGCUGUCUGAAUUAGAUGAAGAAAAAAAGAUUCGGCUACGGUUACAGAUGGAAGUUAAUGAUAUAAAGAAAGCUCUUCAAUCAAAGUGAAUUCUGGAUAGAUGUAUUAAUUCAUAGUGACAGAGACUUAUGCCCCAAACAAAAUAACUUUGUGCCAAAUGAUUAAAAGAUCUGCCUACAUUUCUUUGUUUGGACAACUGGCACAAGAAUUGAAUAGCACAACAUAAAUUCCAGUGAAGAACAUAAAUUUCUAUGUGAUACACUUUCUUGAAAUGGCACUGGUUGUGACUGAAUUUUUUCGUAUUGUGCUAAAAUCUUCUCUGCUUCACGUUCACAGGCAAAAUGAAAACUCAGGCAGUUUAGUUCAUAGUGGUACUAUUUUAAUGAUAUUUUCCAUAAGUAAAUUGUUUAUCAGUUUACAGGUUUUAUGAGUUUGACUUUUUAAAUUGUCUUUUGUCACAGAUUCUUAAAAUGUUUGUAUUGCAUAUAUCCAGAAAUGAAUGUGGAUAUUGGGUGUGGGGGGUUGUUUCUCUUAAAGCAGCUUAAUGCGUGUUGUUUUAAAUACAAUUAUUUAUGCAAUCUUAUGUCCAAAAAUUAACAACAAGGUGAAUCUUAAGUUUGUGUACAAAGAGUAUAUUUAAAAAGAAAAAUCUGGUCUUUGCAAUGAUUUGUGCCUUCUUUUGCCAAACACGGAUUGGAACUAGUUGUAGGCCAGAAAUGUAGAAUUUAGAAAUGUAGCUAACACAAUGAGGCCUGUCUAUCCACUAGAGGUCGGUCUUUCAGCAUAUUAACUGCUUGCUCAUCAAAAUCUUCCAUUUUGAUCUGAUUUGAUUCAACUUAAUGAUGUAAUAACCACACUGAGUUUGAGGCAGCUUUAUUUUAACCAGUAUUGCAUAUUAUGAUUAUUCUGAGAACUCACUUUGCUUACUGUCACUCAAAUGUUAAACACCCACUUUUAUCUCCAAUUUUGCACAUCUUGGGUGAGCAGAAUAUGCAUCAUCUAAGAGCAAACAAGGAUAAAAUAAAAAUUAACAAGAGAAAAUUAUAUUAUUAUAUGCAGAGAACUAUGUGAUAUUAACCUCAUUUAAACAAUUGUAAGCCUGCAAAUUUGGGGUGAAUGGUUUCUAUACUGGCAUCUUACCAAAUGACUUAUGUCAAAGCAGUGUUUACAUCUCUAUACAGAUAGUGAAGAUUUCAGCUUUUAAAGGCAAAGGAAUGUAUAUGUGUUUGCAUAAUAUAUGUGCGAUCUCUGAAAAGUGCUUGUAACAAAAUUAUAGUUGGAUUUCUUAUUUUCAUAGUACAUUAAUAGGGCAAUCCUGUGCAUGUGUAUUGGAAUGGGUUUUGUUCAAUUCAGUAAAAUAUAUUAUCAGAUAAUGAUAUAUAAGCGUGCAAUCUGAUUUCACAAUCCUAGCAUCCUUACUGCAGAAUAAACAUUAAAAACAGUAAGAUUCAUAUGUAAAUAAACAUGCAUAGGAUUGCACUUGAGUGUUCUUGAAUAGCUGAGGUAUGUGUCCUGCUGAAAUAUUCAUCUUUUAGUUAUAAAAUAGAAUUCUAGUAUUUAUCUUUUCACAGAGAUAUGAAGUUUACAUGAAAUAUCACAUGAUGACUUUAUCAUAUCAAAUAUAAACAUUUAAUAUUUAUCAUUUAAAUAUUUACAUUAAAGUUGCUAACUUCUAUUUGUUAUUGGAUAGGAGACUUAAAAGUAUUACCAUGACACCCAAAAAUGUCCUACAAUUGUGUUUAUUAGUAUCUUCAUAUCAGGAAAGAACAUUCAGGCUAGAGAUUUAAUAAUGCAUCCAAAUACUUGUAUCAGUCAUGUAUAUUUUCUUUUAUUAACAUUGAUACAAGCAUAAUAAUCAAAAAUGUGUCACUGUGAUAUCUUUCAGGAUUUUAACAUUACAUUAGGAUUUCUGUAUUAAAAUGACCAAAUCAUCUUGCUGAGUGUUUUACAUUGAAGCACGAAAGUAAAUCAUGGAACUAAUUUCUUUGUCCUCACAGCAUUCAUGUAAUAAAUCAUGUUAGCCCUUGUUGUUUUUCAAAACAAACUUGAUUUCCAGUCAUAACCUAGGAGUGUAGGAUAUUGUGCUGCAACAAAGAGAUCUAGGCAAUGUUAUAGUGCUAUGAUUUAUAGACACUAGCUUAAAUAAUUAAAAUGGACAAAAGGCUGUAGGACCUUUGAAAUGUCCCAAGUCCAUGAUCAUGGCAUUUCUUUAUUGGCAUGCCAUUCUGAAUGUUUUAGUGGAAAUAAGUGUUUUUACAUGCAAAUGCAUGUGUACCAAGCUGUGGAAAUUGGUGGGAAAGAUUACUAAAAAUACUGUGAGAUGGAGAGCUGAUGAGGCAUUGUUAUUGUAGCAAAGAAACUAUUUUCUUUUGCAAUCAGAUAUUGCUGUCCUAAUGAAUAUUUUAGGAGGAAUAUUUGCUUUCUUUGGUAGUGUCCACAUCAUUCUCCCUUGGAUGUAGUAAUCUCUGUGUCAUGGAAUGUACUUGAGUGUAAUUUCAACAUGGCAGAAACUAAAAAUAUGAAGUAUGUUGGGCGUAAUAAUAUAUUUAUUUUAAAAAAUAAAUUUAAAUAACGUUUUUGUCCUUGUUCUGCAUGUGAAGAGCAGCCCCAACAUUGCCACUCAAAAUCCAAGUGCAGCCUAUAUAGCCAGGAAAAAGUUGCACAACUGCUGUAACUAAGAUGCCAGUGUGAAGUGGACCCUGAUUGUCUGGAAGUGUCUCUUGCAAGACAACAGUCAUUGAGCCUGAAUCUAAGGCUGCCCCAGUUUUCCUAUUAGACCUUUCUAGUUCUCUUAGAGGUUUUC